GACCCCGAUGAUUUCAUCACGUAAUAACCUUUAAAAUAAUCGUGUACAUGUAACUUGUGUUAAUAAAACAUUUUUACGGGACAUAAAUCAUAUAUAAUGAUCCGUCAAAUGAUCUGUAGAAUGAUCUAACGAAUAUGUUUAAACGAACUGAUAAAGACGACAAUAAUUAUUCCGCGGUACCUACGAAACGCUUGAAACUUGAUGGAUCGAGAUCUUCAUAUUCUGGUGCAAGAUCUAAGAGUGAUUCUUCGAGUAAACAAAAUGUACGUUUCGAAGAUGUAUGGGGCGAUGAUUUUGCGGAAGAAGAGAUCGAGAAAAUGGACUUUGUAGCAUCUCAAGCAUGUUUGCAUGAUGAUAAUAUUUUCAUUGAGUCCAAAGGAAAACAGAAUGCUCUUGUCACAAAAGAGAAUCUCCCAUCGACAAGUAAACAAAUAGUCUAUUCUACUAAUACAGAAAAUCCUAUUUCACAAGUAAAGACAUUUACGCAAGGUGAUGACUACACUGAUUUUGAAAAGAAAUUACUAUAUAAACAGAAUUAUAAUUCGACGUUUCAAUUAAAUAGAAAUAUCACUAUAUCUGAUAAUAAUGAACAUAAAGAUUUAGAAAAAGAAUUAAAUAAGUUAAAGCUAGAAAGGAAUAAGUUAUUGAAUGACUUUAUAAUGAAAGAUGGAGAAACAGUUUUCUUGAGAAAUCAAUUACAGCAAACGCAGGUACGUGCAGAAAAUGAUAAGGUAGAGAAAAUGCAUUUGAUCGAAGAACAGGCUAAACAACAUAGAACAGAGAUUAAUCAAAUCUUUAAGGAAAAAGAAGAUUUAAAAACUCAGCUUGAUUUACAAGCUUUAGAGAUAGAAAAACUUUUGGAACGGUGCAAGUUGUUAGAAUCUGGACAUAUUAAGUUGGUUGAACCGCAUACUGCUAAUACGAUGUCACCUAAUAUUAAUCGUAAAAUUAAUAUAAAGAGUCAUUCAUCGUCUAGUACUAAAUGUACAAAAAAAAAAGAUGCUGAUACUCAAGUAUCAAACUUGUAUCAUAGAAACAGUCAUUUUUUAAGGACAUUGAUAUUUCAUUAUCCCCUUUUGAAAGUUCCAUCACAAAGUUUUGAACCUGCAUUGCCAGAAAAAUCUUUAGUUGAAAUUCAAAUAACAGAAAAAAUUGGAAAACAAAAUUUACUCAUUUUACAAGAAGAGCAAACAUUUAGAAUUUUUGAAAAUCCUGAUCUAGUAAAACCCGUAAUCACUACGAUAAAUGGUAGGAAAUUAUCUUUAGAAUUUGUCUUAUCUGAUCUUGCUACAAUCAAAAAUAAGGCAAGCUCAGAAUUGGAUUCUGAUGCCUGUAUACCUAUUAUAAAUAAAUUAGUUUCAACUUCAAGGGAGUUGAUUAUAAAUACAAUAAUUGUUUUGCGAACUAUUUUUCAUGCUAUGAAAAAUGAUGACAUCAGAGAUAUGAAUGAUCUAUAUUUUUCUGAUGUUUAUAAAACUCCAAUUUUUUAUACCAAAUCUACGUGCGAUGCAAAUGCAUGGCAUGAAAAUGAACACGGAAUAGAAGCUAGAAGAAUUUUUGGCAUUUUAUCGCAUAUUGCAUCCGAAUCAUUUUAUCUUAGUAAUUACAUAGCAGGACAAACGUCAUUACUUGUAAACGAAGAUACAUCUUACGAGGAAUAUUCUAAAUAUAUGAUACGUUAUAAUUCUUGGGAUAAAAGAGGUCUAGAUUUUGAAAUGUUAGAAAUGAUUUUACAGCUUGUAAGUUCAAUAGGACUAGUGAGAAGAUCUCAUCAAUUUAGUGGCCUUAUAAGUGCAAUUGCAGAGCUUUUAUGUAAUGUAUCCAAAAAAGUUGGAUAUUGCGAUAGCGGAAUAGAUUUUGUUUUUGAGAUAUUUAAAGAAUUAGUGUUUUCAAGACCCCUGUCACUUUGCUACGUUCCAUUAACUAAAAUGAUGACGACCCUUAUUAAUUAUAAUACGUUUCUUGAAAAUAUUUGUACAGAUCCGCAUAAUAUGGCUGAAAACAUCUGGGAAGAUCCUUUACGUUUUACGUCAGAUGCUUGUAUUUUGCAAAUAUUUAUAAGACAGAUUGAAAAUGUCGACUUUGAUCUCAUAACAACAAUAAACAUAACACAUUCAUUACUAUCAUUUAUACAAACUGCAUUACACACAAAUGCUCUUCUUGUAAAAACCGGAAAUUCUUGUAAUUGUUGUAUGAAACUUUUAAGACUCAUCAUAAAAAUGUUAUGUCGAUGCUCAGAGGUGUCUUUAGGUAAAUUACAAUUUGAAAAUGACCUAUGUAUAUCCAAUGAUGACUUCCUUCCGAUGAAUAUAGAUUAUAACUUCACGGAACGAUUGAACAAACAGUAUAUACAUUGUACUGAAUUGAAGAAAUAUGGUAUAAAAGAAUACAUGAAGCAAAUGUAUCCAAAGGAUCGAUCAGACAAAAAUUAUUGGAUUAAUAUCAAAAGAAAACAAUUAACUACGAUGAGAGAUGGAAUUAAAUUUUUACGACACUUGGCAACGUGUGAUCCAGAUUUCAUGAUACGAUUAUCGGAUAUCGAAGAUUCGUUUCAUUUAUUUAUGAAUAACAUUAGUACGUUCGAUAAUUUAAUCUUACAUGAAAACGAACGAGAAGCUAUAAGUCUCAUCAAAUCAACAUUCAUAUUCGACAAAACGUUACUACCUGAAGGUCAAACGAAUAAAAAUAAAGUCAAUCUAAAUGAAUUAAGCAUUGCGACGAAUUUUCGAAAGGAAUUUUCUGAUUUUGCUUCGCAAGAAAUGGUAAGGAAAAAUAGUAAUAUAGAGGAUUGUCAUAAUAUAUUCGUAGCGUAUAAGAGUUUGUACAGUAAUAAAAGUAAACAAUAUUGAAAUCAUUGUAUGUAACAAAGAUGGAAUAAUUAGAUGUAAAAGAAUUCGAAUAUAUUAAAAAAAUUUCGAUA
Vespula pensylvanica (western yellowjacket) is the source of this 2920-nucleotide messenger RNA. RefSeq lists its product as uncharacterized. The record is from RefSeq and is a predicted model, not a curated record. NCBI's taxonomy places the organism in Eukaryota, Metazoa, Arthropoda, Insecta, Hymenoptera, Vespidae. The transcript has a single exon. Gene Ontology annotation, biological process: DNA repair; DNA damage checkpoint signaling. Bases 135 to 2849 code for a protein of 904 amino acids.